Messenger RNA from Penicillium bovifimosum, 1590 nucleotides. Its product is annotated as scramblase family protein. Gene Ontology annotation, molecular function: phospholipid scramblase activity. Gene Ontology annotation, biological process: plasma membrane phospholipid scrambling. Gene Ontology annotation, cellular component: plasma membrane. Lineage: Eukaryota; Fungi; Ascomycota; Eurotiomycetes; Eurotiales; Aspergillaceae. The record is from RefSeq and is a predicted model, not a curated record. Bases 1 to 1590 code for a protein of 529 amino acids. The transcript has 3 exons.
AUGUGGAGUUUGAAACUCCGACCACUGCAAAGACAGUGGGCACCGGCUCGGACUCGAGCUCUGUCGAGCUUCCGAAGUCACGGAUCGCGGCGUGGUCCUCGCAACAGCAUACGAAGGCCAGACCUUAUUCGAACUUCAAGAAAUUCACAGCCUCAGCCAACUCCCCCUGAGUCUCAACAUGCCACACAACCCGAUUACGAUCCCUCGCAAAACACUCUUCUCUCUCCCGUCUACAUACCUGAGGACCCCAAUGGUGUGCUCAAAGAAAACCAUCCGGCGACGUCUAUAUUAGCGAAUUCGGGGAUAGUCAUACAGCGACAACUAGAGAUGAUGAACAUUAUGAUUGGCUUUGAACAAGCGAACAAGUACGUCAUCAUGGAUGCACAAGGAAAUCAGAUUGGAUGGAUGGCAGAGCAAGAGAAGGGCCUGGCGGGUACAAUGUCACGGCAAUGGUUCAACACCCACCGAAGUUUUGUGACACAUGUUUUUGACCGACAAGAAAACGAGAUCCUUCGGUUUCAUCGCCCAUUCUCUUGGAUCAAUUCCAAGAUUCAUGUCUAUGAUCCUCUUCAUCGAACAUCGCCCACGGGCUCACCAUCCACAUCUCUCCUAGAAAUGACAGCCGGAUCUCUUGUCCCAGCUGGAGAUGGAUCAAAUACACGGAUAUCACCACUUGAUAUAAGUCAAAUGAGAGUUAUCGGAGAGGCCCAGCAGCAGUGGGCGCCUUUGCGGCGGAAAUACAACCUCUUCACUCACCACAAGUCUCCAAAUUCAGCAACAGACAUGGGAAACCAGAACUUCACAUUAUCGAAGUCUGGUCUAUCAGAAGCACAGCAGAUGCAGUUAAUGCAGACUUCCAACCAAGACCAAGGCCAAUUUAACCAAUUUGCCUACGUCGACGAGCCAUUCCUAUCAUGGGAUUUCUCCCUAAAAUCAGCAGACAAUCAGCUAAUUGGAUCCGUGAACCGCAAUUUCUCCGGCUUUGCUCGCGAGAUAUUCACAGACACCGGUGUUUACGCUCUGCGCAUGGAUUCCGCAAAUCAAGUCACCGAACGUUCACACAACAACGAAUACCAAAGCCUAACCCUUGACCAACGCGCUGUUAUGCUGGCCACGGCUGUGAGCAUUGAUUUCGACUACUUCAGUCGCCACAGUGGCAGCAGUGGUGCAUUCGGCUUCAUGCCGUUCUGGUUCCCUGGGAUGGGCGGCGCAUCUACUGCCGAGGGUGCCGCUGCAGGAGGUGCCGCAGGAGGCGCCGCAGCUGGUGAAGCAGGCGCGGUUGGCGAGGCUGCAGCGGGGACUCUUGGGCGAGCUGGAGCCGCUGGCAUGCCAGGUGGUAUGGCUGCAGGGGCUACUGGCGCAGGCACACUGGCUGGGUAUGAUGCAAUGCACCGGGGAGCCUCGGCCGAUCCGAAUGCCCCAGCACAGCCUGACCAGCCGGGCUGGGGCCAGGAACCAAUGGAUGGCUGGGGGCAGGAACCAAUGGAUGACUACGGUCAGCCUAAUGAGUCUCAGGAUGAGGAUCCUUGGGGUGGUGACUUCUGGGGUGGCGGAGGAGAUGAGGGUGAUGGAGGCGGUGACUUCUUUUAA